This is a messenger RNA of Chaetomium globosum CBS 148.51, 1047 nucleotides long. RefSeq lists its product as uncharacterized. The transcript is spliced from 5 exons. The record is from RefSeq and is a predicted model, not a curated record. The coding region runs from base 1 to 1047 and encodes 348 amino acids. NCBI's taxonomy places the organism in Eukaryota, Fungi, Ascomycota, Sordariomycetes, Sordariales, Chaetomiaceae. Gene Ontology annotation, molecular function: transaminase activity.
AUGGGAUCUGUAGCAUACGAGCCCGAGGCGCUGGCCUUUGACCCGUCACCGCUCUUCUCACAACGCGUGCAGCGUUGGGAGCCGGGAGCCAGCAAACCCAACCCGGAUACCUUCCCCUUCUCCAAGAUCUCCAUUACCGUGAACGGGCCUGAGGAAAAAACGCUGGUCUUGGACGGAACCGCGCUGAGCGAGGCGCUCCAGUACGGGCCCCCGGCGGGCCACCCGGGGCUCCUCAAGUGGUUCCAAGGACUGCAGCAGGCCGUACAUGGCAUCAGCAACUCCGAUAGCUGGACCUGCUGCGUCGGCAAUGGCAGCCAAGAGAUUAUCCACAAGGCCUUCCAGGUCUUUACCGACCCGGGCGACUCGGUGAUGCUAGAGACCCUCGCUCUCGCCAAGCGCUUCAACUUUAUGAUCUUUGAAGACGACGCGUACUUCUUCCUCAACUUUGAGCAGGACCAAUCCAAGCGGGCGCGCAGCUACCUCGCCUUGGAGCAAGAGGUCAACGGCGAGACUGGCCGCGUUAUGCGGUUUGAGUCGCUGAGCAAGAUUGUCAGCUCGGGUAUGCGCCUCCAACCAUCGUCUACCACGCAGGUAUUGGCUCUAACCCUCUUCCGUCACUGGGGCUAUACCGGGUUUGUCGAGCACUGCGCCAAGGCGGCCGAAUUCUACCAGCGGAAGCGGGAUGCCUUUGCCGCAGCAGCCGACCGCCACCUUCAGGGGCGGGCCACCUGGGAGGUUCCGACGGCGGGCAUGUUCUUCUGGCUGAAGCUCUUGCUCCCGUCGGGGACCGACAGCUUCGAGAUCCUCAGCAAGAAGGGCAUCGACAACAAAAUUCUAGCCAUCCCCGGCAUGGCGUUCCUGCCCAAUGCCCGCAAGGCGUGCCAGCUGCGUGCUAGCUACAGCCUGGUGAGCGACUCCGACAUGGACGAGGCUUGCCGGCGGAUCGCCAAGCUGGUUGAUGACGCCUGGAGGGAAGAGUUUGCCAACAGCGCAAAGCACGAGGCCCAGGCCCCUGUCCCCACAACGACCAUGAAAAUUACGGCUUAG